Molecule: messenger RNA, 8559 nt
Organism: Trypanosoma conorhini
Lineage: Eukaryota; Euglenozoa; Kinetoplastea; Trypanosomatida; Trypanosomatidae
Product: putative phosphatidylinositol 3-related kinase
Exons: 1
Coding region: 1-8559 (2852 amino acids)
Biological process (GO): protein phosphorylation; telomere maintenance; DNA damage checkpoint signaling
Cellular component (GO): nucleus
Molecular function (GO): protein serine/threonine kinase activity; protein binding
Source: RefSeq, a predicted model, not a curated record
AUGAAUGAGACCAGUGUGAAGAAUCCGGAGGAGGGGGGGUCACGCACGCCGCGGACCGCAGUAAAGCGCCCAAGAGUGGUGACGGAGGACUCAGCGCCUUUGCGUGAGGUUCUCAAGGCGUUUGGACAACGUGCGACUGCGCUUGACGGGGAGGUUGCCGCGUGUGACAACCCUCCAUUUGAGUUGCAAGCAAAAUUGUGGACUCUUGUCCUUGACAUUCGACCCUACGUGCUUGCGACGCUCUCGUCGAACGUGCUGGAGGUUCCCGAGGAGAUGAACAAUUUGUGCCAUGCUGGUUCCCGGCGAGUGUUGAAGUAUCUUUGGUUUGCUCUACGCAUUUACGUUAGCGUGGCUCGCAUUGCGGCGGUAGUUCCUGGCGUCCUCCUGCAUAGCAUAUUGACGCUCCUUUCCUUGCUUCCUGUGCUUGGAGCACCGCACCUGCUAGGCAAGGCGAAUGAGGAGACACUAUAUAAUGGCCUUUGCCAGGCCUUUAUUUUGCUCUCUUCCCGUUCUCCCUCCUUGUUUCGGCAGCUCUUUCAUGCCCUGUUGCGGGAUGACACGAUGGGUGCCUUUGUAUUUCCUCAUGCCACUGGGAAAGGACGCUCCUACGGGCGUUGCGUCAUCAAGAUUUCCGACCCGCCGGUGGUCCAUGGGGUCUCCUCCGACGCUGAGUCACUGUUUACAUCCACCAUUGUUGCAGAUAGCGUGUACGAAGGCGUUUGCGUGGCACGUGCAUUGUGCAACAUUAUGAGGGAGCUAUUCGAAAGUAACGUCCCGUUUCAGCCGACAUUGGACAGGCGAGACAUACUCUUGCGUUUAUCGUGCGGCCUCCUCACUCUGGACUUGCAGGAAGGUCCUUUGCACAUGUUAGCGUUCGGGUACAGUGAGCCGCUGGAGGGGGCUUCAGGUGGAUAUGCGCCGGACAAACCAGAAAUCGGCCUAGUGACGCCGUUUCAAACCAGUGCUGGGGCUCUCUUGCGGGUGAUGAUGUCACGCGGGCUGCUUAUCAAAUCGAUUCAUGGCCCUAGACUCCUUUAUACUUUGCUAGGCCACCUGUCUGAGAUGUCGUGCCCAGACGGGGUGGACUGGAAAGUAACGUGGGAAUUGGAGCUGCUCCGCUGGCUGACGGAAACCCGCGUGAAGAGUACAACUGCCUCCAAUUUGAUUAUCGCAGGGGAAUUGAAGGAAGGGGACGCGCUGGCGGGGGAUGAAGCCAUGGCUUCGCCGCACACAUUGCUAGAAACCUUAGCCGCAAAACCAAACGUGCUGAACCAUGUUAUCCGUGCUCUGAUUGGGUGUGUUCGUAGACAAACUUCACCAGAGUCACUCGAGACAGGUGCCGUACUGUUAGAAAUGCUCAAGAGGGCGAUGUCGCAUGUCAGUUGCAUUUCGAGCCGCCUGGAGGAGGUGUUUUAUGAUGUGGCUGCCGAGAUGAUGAAUGCGCUGCUAGAUUUUAGCAUCCUGCAGCCAAUGCUGUGGUUUGCCGAUGCGUCUCCCAGGCCGGGGGUGUUGCACCAAAUGCUCAAACUCUUCCCGCUGGCCGAGGUGCAGCCAGUUCUUCGGCGAGAGCUUGCUCUCCGUCGUGGGAAGGUGCCGAGGGAGGCGUAUUUGUUGGCCACAGCGAACGCAUCCGUUGUGCUCUGCGACAAAAAUUCUGUCGAGAAUACCUUUUCGCAGGCCUGGCAAUCUCUGCUGAGUGGGGAGAGUGUCAUGGCGGCGGAUGCGGUUAUCAUUCUUUUGCGAUCGACGCAGCAAGUGGAAAUGGAAGCAGUGGCGCUGAGUUCGCUAGAGGCGCUGGCCGCCGGCCGCGUGACUCUGCAGCGGCUGGAUUCCCCACUGCGUGUAGCGUUACUGUACGCGUCCCUUGUAGAAAGACUGCCUCUCAGCCGCGGUGGUAGCAAAGGCGCGUUGCUUGUUCUGAGGCAACUGCUACUGCCGCGGCAAGGGACGCUGGCCAUGGCGCUCUGGCGCACCAUUGGCGUUCUCCGUGGUUUUAGAAGGCGCAUUGCCAAACUGUGUCAGUCCAGCAUGGGUGAUGCGGCCUCCUCGCGCGGUGGCGAGGAGGAGCCAAGGGAGACUGCCUCCGCCGUCGUCCGCAACACCUUUGGGGAGAUUACCGGCGUCCUCGACGCGCUCGCCGAGAUCACGCCGAAUUUGUCGUUUGAGGAGGCUGCGAGUAGCGACGCACCGAUGCUGUUUUGGCAGCAAAUGGUGGCGCUUGUAACGGAGACGCUUUACGUGGCGGAGUUGCUGCGUGCCCGCGCGACUGCCUGCGGCACGCUGGCGGGGGCCCCACAGGCGGCGGAGGUGCUUGUCCUGGACGACGAGGCGGAGACGGAGAAGCCGCAGGAGACUCAGAACCUGGAGGAGGAUGUUUUUAUUCUGACCCCCAGCAAGCAACGUCGAGGGCGGCCGCAGCGGCGGGGCAGCAUCAGCGCAGAAGAAAAGGAUGAGGCAGAAGAAGUGUGCAACGACAGCGCCAACGGCAGUGGGGGCGGCGUUGAUGAGUUCUUGCGUGGCGUCAGCGCACCUAUGGAGGCCAUUGGCUGGGUGGCUCGCCAGGUCCUCUUUGCAAGGCCCUCGCAGGCAUCGGAUGUUCUCCAUGACGCACUGUUGUCGUUUAUUUGCUUGUGUGUCACGCUUUCCCCCGUGCGGUGGGACGCCAUGGAAGAAAUAGCCCUCGCACGUGGCUUGAAUCACAGCAAUCGUGUCAUUCGUCACGGUUACGCCGCGUUAGUGGUGCGCGUCCUACUCACUCGAUGGAACGACGCCAGCAUCGUGCGUGUGUUUCGGCAGAAUUUGACGCGCGCCGAAGGGGAUAAGAGGCUGCAACAGCACUUGUGCCUCGAGGCGCUAGAGGCCGCCUUUAGUGGCGAGUUUCACGCGGUGCUCCUGGAGCAGGGGAUGUGCCAUGACGGUUCUUCGCCCGUGGCUGCCUCGCUACCACUGGCAAUCACCCCAGCCCCAGAGCAAGGGCAGCAAGGCGCAGCCUGCAGGAGUGUUUUUGAGAUGUGCAUUGAAAUUUGGGAAAAUGACACCUUCACGAUGCUCACCAGGUCGACGGCGCUGACUGCGGCGCAUGCCAUUAUGUUUCACUUCUCCUGGUCACUGGCUGCGUUGUGCUGGAGGGACGCUGGCAUGAUUGACACCUCUUUUUUCGAGGCCAUGUGUGAUUUGGAGGGAAGUGUCGUGCAAGAGGUUGCCCUGGCUUGUCUCGAUGACGCCUUGCCCCACUGCGUUCUCUCCGAGAAGGGCAAGGAGAAGCUUCAAAGGAUAUCGUUGUUUGACGAGCCGCUUUCCGAACUCAGCGUGUUGCCUAGGGUUAUGGCGUACAUUUUGCUGGAGUAUGCCCAAGCACCGGUGGCGGAGAAGUUGGAAAAGGUGCAGAGGCUGCUGGAAUUUUAUUCAAUCCCUUUAGAGGACUUGCCGGAGAGGGUGCGCAACGUCCGUGCGCCGCUCAUCGUCAGUCUGCUCUACUUGGAGGCCGGGCGGCGGCUCCGUAGCGCGGACUUGCGGCUUGAGGCGGCUGAAGUGUGCCCCACGGAGGCCGGCAAUAGUGAGGCCGGCGGUGUUCUCUCCAACUUCAACCUCGCGGUGGAGCUGGCGCUGCGCGUUGUGGGGUGCACCCCUUCCGCGGAUGCGGUUUCGCAGGCGCUGGUGACGCCGGUGACAGUAAAGGCGGAUGUGACGGGGCUAACUGUGGACUUCUUUCACGUGUUGGAUGCUAUGGCGGAGCUUGUGGGCAUCGGGCCCUUCAUGGUGCCCCACGAUGUCUCUCCCUGCAUCGUGCGACGCUGCCUAUGCAGUCUGACGUUGCUAAUACAACUGCUUGGCUCGCACGCGACAACCAUUGCGCCCAAGCUGCCGGCCAUUUUGAUGCACUGCAGUGCACGACCACAGCUGCUGCGGCCAGUGUGUGUGGUCUGGCGUGAAUUGCUAACAAAUUGCACAGCAGAGUACCUCAAGGAACACGCUCUCACGAUAGUUGUGGAUCUCCUGAGCAUGGGGCAGCUGGCUGAGGAUCAUGGCUGGGGUGAUGAGGCAGAGGGAGGCCCCUUGCCUCUGUUGGAAGCCUCCAUGCGCAUCGUUUACAAGGCUUCUUCGCAGGAUACGUUCUGGAAGUGGUAUUUUCAGGUGAUGGGUGAGAGAAAUGCACUCAUCCGCCGAUUGAGGGGGGAGGGUGGCACUCAUCCGGCGCCCCUCUCAGAAACACGGGGUUUGGAAAAGGGACUGCCACACACGGGUUGUAACGCCACUGUCGUUGUUGCUGGUUUUCUGUCCGUGGUGCAGUCGGGCUCUGCCAAGUGCAACGAGGCGUUUGUCCGCGCCCUUUACCAAUAUCUCCGCAACAUGGAUAGUCAGGGACGGCUGGAAAUGACGCGGGCGGCUGAGUUGAGUCCGCAGUUUAUUCCCACGCUCCUCAACUGCGCCUGCGAGCUGCGCGAAGAUAACCUCGAGUGCAUUUUGUCUUGUGUGGGCAUGAUUGGCGCCGCAGCCCACUCGCACGCCCCAUUGCUUGCAACGGAAAGAGACACCUCUUCGCGUAGUGUCCCGAGGUCGUUUUCCCCGGCUAGCAGCGGUAGCGGGGCUUUGCGAGGCAUGCACUUUCUGCCAGGGGAAGUCCUAGACUGGCGUACGCUGGCACACAAGUUGCUCAGUGUCUACUGUCCGUGGUCUCUGGCAAACACUGCUGACCCCACCAAGCAUGACCGCGCUGCGUACGCUGUGCAACAGCUCUUGCGUGUUUGCACGGACGCCGAGCGACGACUGGUGGACCGCUUGCCUCUCGAAGAUACAGAACCUGUAGACGUUAAUGAGCUCCAGGAGUACUUGUGGUGGUCGCAGCUAGAGCCAAAGUGUCAGCAGCUUCUGGCGGGAUAUACCACGACCCGCUACGGCAAAAAAGUCAUGAGGGAGAGUGAACUGAGUAGUCCGGUGUACAAAGCUGGGCUCUCUUUUCAUGAUUGGCUAGACGCAUGGUUUUGCGACCUGGUCGAGCGCUGCGAGGGCACCUUUGGGCUCAUGAUGGGCUCGCUGCGCAACAUGGCAAAGGGCGAUCAGGUCCUCAUCACGUGCCUUGUUCCGCUCAUUAUUGUUCACCUGCUACGGAUGGGCAGUGAUGUCCAUUUCAAUGCGGUGUUGAAUGAGGUGACGAACUUGCUGCACCUCGCCUCGCCUGUCGCGCCAGACAAGGGGGGGCAGGAUGGCUCGCUGUAUUCGCAGGGCAUCAUGCGGGAGGUUGCCACGCCCGGGUCCCGGGCCACCGGCGUGGAGGAGCACGUGCAAGAGGUCUUUCAGAUUCUGGAGAACAUCGAGCACCUGCGGCUGAAUCUGCCCCGCAUCGUCCAUAAAAUUCGCGCGUCGCGUGCGGGGACGCUGGACCUCAUGGAAGUGACGCACGUGGAAGCCGUCUGUAAAAGAUUUAUUCUUCGUGUGCCUUGGACCAUAAGAGCCGCGGCGGCGGUGGGUAUUGGAAGCAACAUGCGUGCCCUGCGCCACAUAGAGAGCCAGCAGUACUUGCCAUCCGUGCACGAAGUUCUGAACCAGGACAUUUCCCUUCAGCGCAUUUUUGCAGCCCUCGGCGACAGGGAUUCGUCACGGAGCCUGCACCGCACACAAGUACACCAACCCGAGGAUUCAGCCUUUUCUUACGAGAACAACGGUGAAUGGGGUCUGGCGUUGCAGGCAAGCGAGUUGGUGCUGCAGCACCAGCCCAAUAGUAUUAACCAUCAGUUUACUCUUCUGCGUUGUAUGCAGCAACUCGGACAAUUGCACCUCAUGUCUCGCUACAGUCAAGCUUUGCUGAUGCAGUACUCACGCCUUCCAGGUGAGCACAGGAGAGGCGAUAGCCUUGAGUGGGAAGCAAAGAGGGCCGCAUUGCAGAACUACGCGAAUGAGGCUUCAUGGCGUCUUGGAGAGUGGGAACGUAUCGAGACUCGCCAGGACCUUCCCAUCAGCCUGGCGUCACCCAUUCGAGCCUUCACCAACUUACUUUACAGGCGAGGCACACUGAGGGAGGUGUUCUCCGCCUGUGAGGCGCAGCGGCAGAAGAUAGCGCCCGUCAUCCGCGCGGCCUUUAGGGAGAGUUACGCCCAGGUGCAUCCCCACGUCGUUGUCCUUCACGCCUUAGGGGACAUUGAAACCGCAACCGAGACCGUGACGUCGCUGCGAAGGGAGGGAAAGUUUGACGAAGAGGCGCUGCCCGUUCGUGACGCCUUUUUGAAUAGAAAGGCACUCCUUCAGAAGUUAGCCGCGUUGCUGCAGCAACGCGCCCGCCUAACGGAGACUGCACCAGAAACGCAGGAGCUAUUGAUCUCGCUCCAUCGCUCCAUUUUUAGGGCGCUUGACAUGAAAGAGGAGGUGACAAAGACGUGGAUGCGGCACGCGAAGAUGUUGCGGGAUGAGGGGCUUCGCGAGGCGGCAUUGAGUGCGGCCAAGCAGUCCAGACUCGGGGACGGCUACGUCGACCCGUCCUACUACACCACUGUGGCAAAGCUGCUGUACGAGAUGAACAUGCCAAACCAGGCCGUUGAAUUCGCCGAGAACGUUGUCAACGACGCGCUCGGUCCGCUUGUUACCCGCGCCAAGCUACGCCUGCUGGCCACGCGCUGGCGGCAAGAGACGGGGUUCCAAACCUCUCAGGAGGUGAUUGCGGGGUAUGUGUCUGCGCUGAAAAUGAAUGAGUCUGAGAAGGCCCACCACCACCUCGCCUUAUUUUACGAAAAACUGUAUCGCUCCAUUCAGAACUCGGCGCAGGAGGCGGGUGCGUCUCUGCGUGCCUCCCCCGAUGACGUGGAGGACAAGAAACUGGUGCGAAAUAUCGAGUCUUAUGUGUUACAGGCGAUUCACCAUUUCGGGCUGGCGCUGCGGCUGGGCAGCAAGACGAUGGUUGUCUCCCUCCCUCGCAUGCUGACACUGUGGCUCAAUUGCUCCACCCCGCUGGCCGCGCUAACCGCAAAGUUGGGCUCAGCCGCGCUCCUUGCUGAUUCGCUGCUUAAAAAGCUGAAUGAAAUGAUGGAGCGCUUUCUUCUUCAACCAGGCACAAGUUUGCCGGUCACACAACUCAUUACGGCCCUUCCGCAGCUGUUGUCUCGCAUUGGUCAGGACAACACGCGCGUGGUCGGGAUCGUCACGGACACCAUUGUUAAACUCAUGGUGGAGUUCCCGCAGCAGUGCCUGUGGCAGGUGCUUCCGAUUACUUUUGGCAAGCAGCAUCAGCGCAGCGAGACAGCGAGGAACGCGAUCGUUCGCAAGUUUGUAGACCGCGUCCCGAACCAAGGAAAGUUCGUUGAGCGCAUGCGUGAUUUCUUCAAGUCGCUUAUUGAGCUCUGCAACUGCCCUGCCGCAAGCCUUGUGGCUAGCCGUUCAUCGUCGCAGGCGUCACUUGCCGGGAAGCCCUUUAUGCAGCGGAUCCAGCUGAUCCUGCCAGAGACACGCAUCAUUCUGCCAACGAUGGCCAACCUGUCACCGAACGUCAUGCGCGUGACGGAGAACACGGCUGUCUUUGCUGGCUCUGCGGCGUUUCAUAGCGUGGAGGAGCGUGUCACCAUUAUGAGUUCACUGCAGAAGCCCAAGCGCAUAACGGUCAUCAGCGAUGAGGGGGCGCCCGUUCCGUUCCUCUGCAAGGCGCGGGAUGAGCCGCGAAAGGAUAUGCGAAUGAUGGAGAUUGCCUCCUUGAUGAACACCUUCUUCCUCACGGAUCCGGAGCCGAGACGCAAGCGGUUUGCGCUGCGCCGGUACGCCGUCACCGCCCUCAGCGAUGACUGCGCCAUUAUCGAAUGGGUCAACAACCUCGUCCCCUUUCGGAGGGUGGUUGAGGACUGCUAUGCCAUGGAAGGCACAGGUGUGCGCGUCUCGCAGGUAAAGGCGUGGAAGGCCAUGGUGGACAGCGGAUCCCUCACCAAGAUCGACAUGCUGCGGAAGCACAUCUUCCCCAAAACCCAACCGGUGUUUCACAACUGGUUUCACGGCCACUUCCUGAGUCACCAGGAGUGGUUUAAUGCGCGUAACUGCUACACGCAGGCCACGGCGCUGUGGAGCAUUGCGGGGCACAUCGUUGGCCUUGGCGACAGGCAUGGCGAGAACCUCAUGUUGGAUUUGCGUUGCGGGGAGUUGCUGCACGUGGACUUUGCGUGCCUCUUUGACAAGGGUGAGUCACUAGAAAUCCCGGAACGGGUACGAUUUCGCCUGACUCAAAACGUGGUUGACGGAAUGGGGAUACUUGGCGUCGAUGGGCCCUUUCGCGCCUGCUGCGAGUUGGCCCUCCGCUGCCAGAUGAAAAACAAAACCGCCGUCAUGAGCGUUGUGGAGACGCUCCUGCAUGACCCCCUCGUUGAGUGGACGCGGCACUCCUCGUUGCGUCAGAAGAACUUUGAUCCCAGGCAACUGAUUGGGCGCGUCUCGCGGCGCCUGGACGGUUUUCUUGACCUGUACAGCUCCACCCGCGAGAAGGACACGCUGGCGCUCAGCUGUGAAGGCCAAGUCUCGCGCCUCAUCAGCCACUCCUCCGCGGUCGAAAACCUCGCGGAGAUGUACGUCUGGUGGAUGCCGUGGCUGUAG